Molecule: messenger RNA, 1047 nt
Organism: Linderina pennispora
Lineage: Eukaryota; Fungi; Kickxellomycota; Kickxellomycetes; Kickxellales; Kickxellaceae
Product: Clavaminate synthase-like protein
Exons: 2
Coding region: 1-1047 (348 amino acids)
Biological process (GO): positive regulation of translational termination; protein hydroxylation; negative regulation of gene expression
Cellular component (GO): cytoplasm; nucleus
Molecular function (GO): histone H4R3 demethylase activity; sequence-specific DNA binding
Source: RefSeq, a predicted model, not a curated record
AUGACUCUGCCCAAGAUCGCGCGGAGAGACACGCUGACACACUGGGCAGCACGCCGCGACUGGGUCACCAACGGCAGGCCCAACUUUGCCAAGCUCCGGGAGCUGUACGGGGAAUGCCAGGUACCGGUGGCCGAAAGCGACACCGCGUAUUUCUCGGACCAGAAACGGACCACAAUGCGGUUCAGCGAAUUCCUGGACGCGUGGCAAACCGAGCCUGAGCGCAAGCUGUACUGCAAGGACUGGCAUUUUGUGCAGGCCAACCCGCAGUACCGGGCGUACGAUGUCCUGCCGCACUUGUCGGACGACUGGAUCAACCUGUUCUACGACGACCACCCAGAGUUCUCGGACGACUACCGGUUCAGCUACAUGGGCGGUGAGGGCUCAUGGACGCCGUUCCACGAAGACGUGUACAGGUCGUACUCGUGGAGCGCCAACAUCUGCGGGGAGAAGCACUGGCUGUUUGUGCCGCCAGGCCAGACCCAUCUGUUCACCGAUGCGUGCGGCAACUGGAUCUACAAUCUGCUGGACUACGACACGAAGCAGUUCCCCCAUGCCCACAAGCUCCAGAUCAUCGAGGCCGUGCAGAGACCGGGCGAGACGGUGUUUGUGCCGUCUGGCUGGUGGCACCAGGUGCGCAAUGUUGGCGACACAAUUUCGAUCAACCACAACUGGGCCAACGAGUUCAACAUCCUACACAUGUACCAGCGGCUGCGCAGCGACCUCGACAGCGUCCUGCAUGCGCUGCGGGACGUGGCAGAUAUGGAUGGGUUCGAUGAGCAUGCGCAGGUGGUGCUGCGCGCCGACAGCGGCACAGACUACUCGAGGUUCUUUCGGUUCGUGGAGCACAUUGCCAAGGCGUACCUGGAGCACCGGAUAGUCGGUGGGUUCGACGGGUACUUUACGUCCACAGCCGGCGUGGUGCGCGCCCUGGAGCGGAUCGCAGCGGUGUUGGGGCUGCUCUCAGAUGAUCGGGCCACUGUGGGAAUCCAGGGGUUGCGUGACGAAAUUGCGAGGCUGGAGGAAUCGGUCCGCGAGUGUCUGAGGUAG